Messenger RNA from Caenorhabditis sp. 36 PRJEB53466, 2920 nucleotides. NCBI's taxonomy places the organism in Eukaryota, Metazoa, Nematoda, Chromadorea, Rhabditida, Rhabditidae. The record is from the annotation of a GenBank genome assembly.
AUGACAGCCAAACAAUGCGCCGAAAAAAUGAAAAGUUUCAAGGUGAAUAUUAUUAAUGGCUAACGUCUGAAUGUGAACAUUUUCAGUCGAAAGAAGAGUAUAUGACUGCAAUUCCAUCAGAAGAAAUUCAGCGAUUUACUUCGAAAGCGAUUCUCGGUCGUAAAGGGCAUCCUCUGAAGUGCUUUAACUGUGAACGAGUGUAUGCCUCUGCUACCGGAUUCCUCUCUCAUUUACGGAAAUGCGAUGUUAGUUCAAAUCGAACUUGACUGAACUUUUUAGUUUAUUACAAUCUCAGAUCAAAACGACUGAAGAAAUUGAUGCCGAUGCGCUGAUGUAUCGUGCGACACCGAGUUCUUGGUUGAAAAUAGAAAAGAAGGACCAAAAGGCCGUUUUAGAGAAAAUCGUUGGAAAAAACUAUGAAUGCUUCUCACCGGGAUGCUCAAAGAAGUGCACUUCUCUGCAAUCUUUGAUUGAUCAUCUAGACACGUGUGUGAAACCUCUCUACUUUUCGUUAAGUGCCCAAGAAUUCCGAAGCUUAGACAAGAAGGAAAAGUCUAGAGCUGUUCGAGAUGGACUGAAACUGGGAUCACUACCAUGUCUCGUUUGCGGUCGACUGUAUUCGCAUCACUUCGGUCUCAUAUAUCACGUGGAAAGAUGCCAACUAAAAGCAUCGGUAAAUAGAAAGCUCACUAUUGCAAAAAGUUAAUUUUUUCCAGGAGCAGCCAUGGAAAUGUUGGCGCUGCGGAUUCGAGGCAAAAGCAAUUGAUAAAAGCGCGCAUUUAGCAGAGUGUACGAGAGUUGCUGCAGAAGCUGUGGAAAAGAAGGUGGAAUCAUUGUUGCUGGAACCAAGACUGGAAGAAGAGCAGCCGAGCGCGAAACGGAGGAGGCAAAAUGGAGCUCCAAGGGCAACUUCGAGAAAAGACGGAUCUAUUCUAUAUCGAUAUCGUAAAUCCACAGUAACCAGGGAAUUCAACGGAUUAGUCACUAUUCGUGAUCAGCAAAAGUAUGAACAAGCUUGCUCUUCAGUUUACGAUAGUUGGAAAGACGCGUCAGCAGAAGUCGCAUUCUGUGAUCGUUUGGCUCAAAUUCAAAAGUCAGAAUUGGAAACUACAGCUCUAGAAGAAGCGAAUCAGUUUCAUGGAAUCCUCACACGACAAUCAGUCACUCUGCUCUCUCGCAAACUAGAAGGAUUACAAGAAAGCGUUCCAUCCGGAGUCAGGGUCAAUGCUCGAGAAAGUACGACGAUUAGCAAUGAUCAAAAUGUGAAAACGACGGUUGCUUUCUGUGGAGCGCCGAUAAAUGCAGUGAAAGUAGCGCCGGGGCAGACGCUGAAUGGUGAUGACGUCAUUUGCGUGUCAACUUUUGCCAACGAAACUAACCUGGAAUCCGACUCCAGUCUUGUUCAGUUUUGGAGACAUCGAGUCGACAAAAACAGAAGCGAAUUGGAAUUGUGGUUUCUACUUUAUCUUCCCAAUCGUGGAACAGUCUUAUCCAUGACCUGGCUUCAAAAAUACUCUGCACCUGAAGAAGGUCUCAUCGGCUUUGCUGCUUUCUCAACUACCCGCGGAGAGGUUCUGAUCUACAGAAUCGAUUCACCUAGUGUCACUCCGAAAUCCAAUGGAUUGCAAGUAGUUGUUCUGGAGCCGCACCUAAUUCUGAAGCUUCAAAAAAGAAACGAUAAGCAACAACACACCAAUCUAAAAUCUACGAUUAAAACUGAAGGAGAUAGCGACGAACCCGCGUUGCCUGAAAUUGACGAAUCUGUUGUUCCCAUUAUCAAAAUCAGCUGGUGUGCUCAGGACGGAGGAAAAAGUCUUGUUGGCAUCAGUGCACUCGGCGAAGUCAUUUUGUGGGAUUUGAACGGGGAUCUGGAGAAUCCAGUGCACAAAGUUGACGAGGAAUGGCAGUCUCCUCCAUCAGAUAUCGCUUUCCUGAAUUCCAAACACAUUGUCGUGAGCUUUCGAGAGAAAUUGAUCAAAGUGCUGAAUUUAGACGAUUGGGGAGUUAAGUUGGAAGAAAACACCAUGAAGACUGCAGGUUUGAUUCGACAAAUUUCGUUUUGAAUUGAAUCUCAAGGCUUUCAAUUUUAGGUUCACGUGUUCACACUGAUGCGAGAAUUGUGAGUAGCUUCUUCACAUUUCAAAGCGAAUACACGGGCUUCCCAUACCCUAAUGCUACCAGUGUCGCCUAUAUUAACAUGGAAGUCGACUCACCAUUUCUAGUCCUGAUACCCACUGGAAAUACGUAAGUUCUCUAGUUUCCUAAAUAUAAAACCUAAUCACAAAAAAUGCUUCCCGGUUUACCAAACGGUCACGUGGGAAUACAACGCUUUUUGAAAUUACCCAAAAAAAACCUGUCCACUUUAGGCAUCAGCUAAUGACGUGGGAUGUUGCGAUAAAUCCUGCGACAGGAACAUUGAUGUCUUCGGGAGUUGACGGCAGACUUUUUGCCUCUGCGAGUGGACGACUGCUGAAAGAAGGAAAGCUGCCUUUCUUCGCUAAUCGAAGUUUGAUGACGUUGAAGAAGAGAUACGUGCACAAUGAUCCCAAAACGGUUGCAGAAUUAUUGAACUCCGUUAAGACCGAAGAAGUAUCUUGAAAUAGGAGAACUCCAAACUGAUUCAACCCAUUUUCAGAAUGCGUCAGAAUCCUCGAAACUGAACGAAAAGAGAAAAGAGCCGUUAGAGGAAAGUAUUUUGAUGCAUGACGAUGUCUGCAAAAAGAUGUGGCUUGAGGUCGUAUUUGAUGAGCCAUUCGAGCCCGGACGUCCAGAGUUGUCAUGCCGAGAUCAGCGCAUCGAGUCCCUGAACUGCGUGGAUACAAACACGAACAAGAAGUUUCCAGUUGCUUUUGUUGGCGGCGAGGCUGGCUUAUUGUUCGCGGUUUCGAGCAACCUAAUCAUUCAAGAAUUGGAUCUUUAA